Molecule: messenger RNA, 276 nt
Organism: Ilex paraguariensis (yerba mate)
Lineage: Eukaryota; Viridiplantae; Streptophyta; Magnoliopsida; Aquifoliales; Aquifoliaceae
Source: the annotation of a GenBank genome assembly
AUGGCUCAGAUCUUGGUUUUCCGAACAAUGGCUGUUAGAUCUGAAAGUUCAGAACCAUACCCACCAAAACUGCGGGUUCGAAGCUUUCUUCAGUCGGAAAAGAUGGUGAUUAGAACAGCAGAUCCGCCUGUAUCAAGUGGUGGUCCAGAGGCUUCAUCAUCCUCAUCAGAGGAGGAGAGAGCGUCAAGUAUAGCUGAAGCACCAGAGAACAGAAGGAUGGGAAAGCAUCACUCCUCUGAUAAGUCAGUGGCUGGUGGGGGUGUGAUCAUUGGCUGA